Pyrenophora tritici-repentis Pt-1C-BFP is the source of this 897-nucleotide messenger RNA. Its product is annotated as duf1115 domain protein. The record is from RefSeq and is a predicted model, not a curated record. Lineage: Eukaryota; Fungi; Ascomycota; Dothideomycetes; Pleosporales; Pleosporaceae.
AUGGUGGACCCGCAACAAUGGCAGCUUCUUCCACCCGAACUGGUAGAGCUUCAAAUCGGCCAAAUCGACCUAUUGCUGGCCAUGUACCCGGAAGAAACCGUGCUUGACGAAAACUCCCAGCAUAUAUUGGAUAUCUUUCGUGGGACCGACAUUGAUAGAGCAAAAGCUGUGGUCAAAGUCACACCUAGUAUACCGGUGAAUCUUGAUCUGCCUAUCGCAAUAUCCGAAGAAGAGUCAUCGAAUUCCCAAACAUUGCGACUGGAUCUUGGGGUACCGUUUGUAUACGAGGGAUACCAGCCACCGUUAGAUCCACCGGAAGUCAAAGUCCGCAUACAACAACCCCAUUGGAUGAGUAGAGCAGCGACAGCGCAGUUGACAUCAGAGCUCCCGCAAGACGAAGACCUACUUGGCACCAUCGAGCAUAUUCGAGAAGCAGCCGUUGCGUAUCUAGUGGAAGCUCAGAAGAAAGACACAAACGCGGUACAUGUAACCGAGGAGGUCGGCCCACUUGUAAGAGUCUGGUUCUACUUCCCCUCGAUUAGCACUCGAUCCAAACGCGACGACUUCAUCAUUCACGCCCCAUUAUACCAAUUGACCGGUUUCCUGUAUGCCGGAAAGCCUGGUCUGCUCUGUGUGGAAGGUGGCUCGCAGAGAAUCGAUGACUAUAUGAAAUUCAUCAAGACUGAGAGCUGGGGAGAUAUCCCUGCGCAUCACAAGAAGGUCAGCGAGCGACACAGGGAAAAGUGCGAGAAGAAGGUGUUUCACGAUAUGACCGAGAUUACAGAUACUGUAGGUGAGAGAAGAGGUCAAAGAGCAAAUAGAGGGGAUAUGAAGGCGAUUGAAGAGUGGCUAGUGGAGAGGGGACUGGGCGAUGCCUUCACGAAAGUUUUGAUGUAG